AUGUUAAGGUUUGUUGGUUUCUACAAGAAGUUCUGUCGGCCUUUAUCCAUUUCGCUGGACUACACGCUGGAGACCACCAAGGAUGCAUUUUUGCUGAAAUUUCCAGAAGUGAAAACAAUGGACAGAAUACUGAUCCAGGUCCUUGAUGCAGAACUUGGAGAGUUUCUGGAUUGGGAUAAGGAGACAAGACUGGCGGCAGGCUCAAAAAUCAAAGCCUCCCAGCUGACACCUCAUGAACAAACCCCACCUCCUGUGGCCAGUACAUCAGAAGUGCCUGAACCGCCACCAGUGGUGCAGGAGAGUUCGAGCUCUAUGCUCGAUCCAAGGAACUAUGUUUUUCCUCCGACGCCUAAAGAUAUACUACACAACUUGUCGAAAGUGCAGCCGAAGUCUGGGGUGUCUGCGAAACUCCGGCGUCGCAUCACAGAAUGGAUGUGUUUUGAUUUGUUUCGAUACACACUGUAUCCUGCCAAGCUCUACGAGCACGCUGCCAGACAGCUUGUCUUGCGCCACACCAUCCUGCAAGACACAAUUGGAAAUGGCCAUGGUACCUGGCACCGUGCAUUGCGUUUUAAGUGCGAGUUCGAGCGAUCCAAGUUUGUAAACGACGGCGAGAUCGCAUCUACCCGAGAGAAGUUUGGGAGGCACGCAGCCAAGCAAGACGCUGCGAAUGGGUUGGAGUCGGCGAAGAGAGUCUGCCGCCAGGAUGAUUACAGCAUCGAAGGCCGCAUAAAGUCUAUGCAAAGAGAGAUGGGGAAGGAGAGCCCAGACACAGACAAGCUCUUGGAUGGAUUGACCCGAACGUUUGCUGCCCGUCGGCAUUGGAUUGUAAAGGAGCGCCCCUCCGCCCAGGAGAUCCUCCAGCGCUUUCCAGCUCUCGAGAGAGCAGAAGAAAUCUUCCUAGAAUUCCAAAGAUUCGGGGGCAAGUCACCUGUCCAAACCAUCACUGUGGUGGCCCAAGAGGAAAUGGACACAGCGCUGGACGUGGCUUCGAAGAAGGUGGACAAGUUCACGUACGAGAUCUUGGAGAGGGCUGACACGCGUAGUGAGGAGGAUCGUCAGUUGGUGACCACCCUGGCCCUGCUAGUCACUCUUCCACGUGCUGUGAGGGAGAAGUCCUCUUCAUUUUUCCAGAACACGGAAAAUCUUUACUAUUGGGCAUUGCAACAUUGCUGCAACAAUGUCAAUAUGCAAGAAAAAAACUAA
Molecule: messenger RNA, 1206 nt
Organism: Ixodes scapularis (black-legged tick)
Lineage: Eukaryota; Metazoa; Arthropoda; Arachnida; Ixodida; Ixodidae
Product: sterile alpha motif domain-containing protein 3-like
Exons: 11
Coding region: 1-1206 (401 amino acids)
Source: RefSeq, a predicted model, not a curated record